GAGUUCACCCCAUCGCGUGGCACCACUCCAGUGCACCAUUCUUUCGCCACCCCUGUGAUGACCAAUAGCAUUCCUGGUUCUGCUGCCGAGCCAUAUCCAACAGAAAGGAAAAAGAAACUGUUGGAGCUUUUUCGCGAAAGUAUCAGAGAACACAAAGAUGGUGGCGAAAACAAUGAAGGAGACAAACCAAUUAUACAGGACUUUCUACUAUCUAAAUCUGCAAACAGCACUCCAUAUUUCUCAGAGACUAACUCUGCAGGCAGCGCUGUUAAAUCUAAGCAGCGGUGCCUGCCGAGCUUGGUGCCGUGCCGCAGCUUCAGCGAGAGGCGAAGGAAGGGGAGUCCGGGUCCGGCAAUCGCUGCUAAUGGGAAGGCUUGAGUCCUCCUGUUGCAAUCUUUAUUAGCAAACAUAAAUCUUCCGCAUCUUGGAAGAUGAAGUCAAUGUGAUAUAUACGAUAAAUGUAUGUAAAAAUCUUUAGUAUAUGGCUGUAAAAAGCAAUGUAGAAUUAUAUUAUGAAUUUGGAAGGAAAAAAAAAAGAGAAAAGAAAACACACAUAAAGGAAGAGAUUUUUAUUUA
Molecule: messenger RNA, 576 nt
Organism: Arachis duranensis
Lineage: Eukaryota; Viridiplantae; Streptophyta; Magnoliopsida; Fabales; Fabaceae
Source: RefSeq, a predicted model, not a curated record